Melozone crissalis (California towhee) is the source of this 2470-nucleotide messenger RNA. RefSeq names its product excitatory amino acid transporter 4-like. The record is from RefSeq and is a predicted model, not a curated record. Lineage: Eukaryota; Metazoa; Chordata; Aves; Passeriformes; Passerellidae. Gene Ontology annotation, cellular component: plasma membrane. Gene Ontology annotation, biological process: L-glutamate transmembrane transport. Bases 9 to 1622 code for a protein of 537 amino acids. Gene Ontology annotation, molecular function: glutamate:sodium symporter activity; neutral L-amino acid transmembrane transporter activity; L-glutamate transmembrane transporter activity. The transcript has 11 exons.
UGCUGACCAUGAGCGAGCAGAGCCACGUCAACAGCCUGUUCCUCAACGAGGAUGCAGCCAAGCGGCUCCACGCCGACAGCCGGGUGCAGCGGUUCCAGCAGGCUGUGCACAAGCGGGCGGCGCGGGCCAAGAAGCGGAUGCACAGCAUCACUGCUGAGAGUGCUAAAAGCUUCUUCAGGAGAAAUGCCUUUGUCCUCUUCACCAUUGCUGCAGUCCUACUAGGAAUUAUCCUGGCCUUCUCCCUCCGGCCCUACCAGCUGACCUAUCGCCAGAUCAAGUAUUUCUCCUUCCCUGGCGAGCUGCUGAUGCGUAUGCUCCAGAUGCUGGUUCUUCCUCUCAUUGUCUCUAGCUUGAUUACAGGAAUGGCCUCACUGGACAGCAGAGUCUCAGGGAAGAUGGGGAUGCGGGCUAUCAUCUACUACAUGGUGACCACAAUCAUAGCUGUCUUCAUUGGCAUCUUCAUGGUGAUCAUCAUACACCCAGGAAAAGGAUCUAAGGACAAACUUCACAGAGAAGGCAGAAUUGAGCAGGUGCAGACUACAGAUGCCUUCAUGGACUUGGUGAGGAAUAUGUUCCCACCCAACCUGGUAGAAGCCUGCUUCAAACAGUACAAGACUCAGUACAGCACCAGGGUCUUCACCAGAACCAUCCUCCACAGCAGCAAUGCCACAGCAGGUGUGGUAACCACUCAGAUCCCUGUGCCUGAGAAUUUCACCAGCAUCAUGGAGAAUGUCACUCAUGCCCUGGGAACCAUCUCCGAGGUGCUGACCUUUGAAGAAGUCAUUCCCAUCCCAGGCUCAGCCAAUGGGGUGAACGCGCUGGGGCUGGUGGUGUUCUCCAUGUGCUUCGGUUUGAUGAUCGGCAGCAUGAAGCAGAAGGGACGGGCCCUGCGGGAGUUCUUUAACUGCCUCAACGAAGCCAUCAUGAGGCUGGUGGCCAUUAUCAUCUGGUAUGCUCCAGUUGGGAUCAUGUUUUUAAUUGCGGGCAAAAUCCUGGAGAUGGAUGACCUAGCAGUGAUGGGAGGCCAGCUGGGGAUGUACACACUCACUGUCAUCGUUGGACUCCUCAUUCAUGCCCUUUGCAUCCUGCCUCUGCUCUACUUCAUUGUCACUCACCGAAACCCCUGGGUGUUCAUUGCAGGGCUCCUGCAGGCUCUCAUCACAGCCCUGGGCACCUCCUCCAGCUCAGCGACUCUGCCCAUAACCUUCAGGUGCCUGGAAGAAAACAAUGGUGUGGACAGGCGCAUCACAAGGUUUGUGCUGCCUGUGGGAGCCACAAUUAACAUGGACGGCACUGCUCUGUACGAGGCCCUUGCAGCCAUCUUCAUUGCACAAGUCAACAACUAUGAACUUGACUUUGGGCAAAUCAUCACAAUAAGCAUCACUGCCACAGCAGCCAGCAUCGGAGCCGCAGGUAUUCCCCAGGCAGGACUGGUGACAAUGGUUAUAGUGCUGACAUCAGUGGGGCUGCCUACUGAAGACAUUACACUGAUCAUCGCUGUGGACUGGUUUCUGGACCGCCUUAGAACGACUACAAACGUCCUGGGGGAUUCUCUGGGGGCUGGCAUUGUGGAGCAUCUCUCCCGGCAUGAGCUGGAUGCGCAAGACUGCGAACUUGACUAAACAGAUCCUGUAUGUAUCACAGACUACUUGUCCAACUUCUCAAGAAAACAUUGAAUUCUAAUCUUGAAGUGACUUCCUGUAUAAAAAGGGCAAACUGAAGGAUGAAUCAGAAGAUUGUUGGAUUGGAUUCUAGCUCAAAUGGGAAUGAAUUCUGGGAAGUCCUAUGGCUUGGGUUACACAGACUAGAUGGUCAUAAGGGUCCCUUCUGGCUUUAUAAUAUAUGCACGUGCUUUCUGGCUUAGAGAUAUCACAAAGGGUUUUUCCAACCCAAUCAUUUCUAAAAGCUAUCUGAAACAAUUCUAAUGAUACUUUAAUAAAACUCAGCAGGAGUCUAACCUGUUUUCAGUUCCUGUUAGCAGACAUGUACACAUAUCACAAAAGGGACUCUCCAUACCACAUUGCAUCCACAUGUUCACAGAUGUUCCCACAAAGCAGUAUGCACCAAGCCUUGUCAUUUGUGAUUUCCUGCUUUCCACACAAGAUUAACAGAGCAAAAACAAGUAGAUGCCUCAUUUUCCAACAAUGCAAACCAGUAUUCCUUUGGGAAUUUCAGAAUUCGGUUUAUAGCUCUUAGCUCUAGUGUUUACCCAUGCUGUAACCAGAUUAUGAUUGGAAUUAUCGGUUUACAGUACCUGAACAUCAAAAUAUUGUCAGAAAUUUGCAUAUACUUACAUAUAUAUUUAUAAAUAUAUAUGAAAGAGGUCUGUGUGUGCAAGCAUAUGUGUACAUAGAAUCCAAUUUUUUGUUACUAAUCCAAGAAGGAAAGCCAAUAUUAUAGUCUCACUAUGUGUAAAGCUGCAUAUUUCAUUUUGGUGCACACCUGGAUUUACUCAUUUAACCCUGUACUU